Ctenopharyngodon idella (grass carp) is the source of this 1432-nucleotide messenger RNA. RefSeq names its product serine and arginine rich splicing factor 10b (gene srsf10b). Gene Ontology annotation, molecular function: RNA binding. The transcript has 6 exons. Bases 167 to 952 code for a protein of 261 amino acids. Lineage: Eukaryota; Metazoa; Chordata; Actinopteri; Cypriniformes; Xenocyprididae. The record is from RefSeq and is a predicted model, not a curated record.
GAGAUUCGGGUGAUUGAAGCGCAGCUGCUGUUUUCAGGCCUCGAUGCUGCUGAAGCGAAAGGGACACGGAACCGCGUGGAGUGGGGAAGAAUUCGACCAGUAAUCAUUCUUGAAAGUGAAUUAUAAUUGUUAUUAAUAAGCAUAAAAGACUUUAAUUAUUAUUAUAAUGUCUCGGUACAUGAGACCGCCGAACAGCUCACUGUUUGUCCGAAAUAUAUCCGACGAGUCCCGGCCAGAGGACCUGCGCCGAGAGUUCGGCCGAUACGGGCCCAUUGCCGACGUCUACAUUCCCCUAGACUUCUAUUCACGCCGACCAAGAGGAUUUGCGUACAUUCAGUUUGAAGAUGUCCGUGACGCGGAGGACGCCCUGCACAACCUGGACCGGAAGUGGGUGUGCGGACGGCAAAUCGAGAUCCAGUUCGCUCAGGGAGAUCGGAAGACGCCCGGUCAAAUGAAGUCCAAGGAGCGCCAGUCCCCGCGCAGCCACUCGCGAUAUGACGACUUCGAUCGGGACGGCCGGCGCAGACGCUCGCGCAGUCGCAGCCACGAUAGACGCAGAUCACGGAGCCCGUCCUACGAGAGGCGCCGCCGACGCUCGGAUAGUCCCAGAGACUCCAGAGGAAGGCCACACAGCAGACACAGCCGCAGUCGAGAACACGACAGGCACAGACCAUCUGCCCGUGACCACCAUCGCUCCCGUGUCGACGGACGCUCCCGCAGCCCCUCACACUCCAAGGCCCGGGGUGGACGGAGAGAGUCGGAUGGGGCUCGAUCCCGCUCCAGGUCCAAAUCCAUCAGCCCACGGGAAGCCAGUGAUUUCCACGCGGAGAACCAGGAUGCUGCUGCGGAGAAGACACACGCACGCUCCCCGUCACGCUCCCGUUCCCCGUCACACUCCCGCUCCCGGUCCCGCUCGCGCUCUUGGGAUGGACGCAAGUCCUGGGGCCAUUAGAGAGGCGUAGGCCAUACUUCUGAGUCGUCAUUUGGUUGUUUUUUUUUUUUUUUUUGUUUCAUUUUGGUUUUGUGAUUGAGGUGCAGUGUGAAAUCGUAUCGGCAGUCAUAAACCUGCCAGUUUCAGCUGUCUGUCUUUUAAUAAGGAAAGAUAAUCAACCUACUGCCUGUUUUAGCAAACAUUCACAAUGUCUGUUUAUAGGCUGCAGAGUGUUAGCCAGCAAUGUUCAUACUAGCAUUGAAGUAUUCAGCGAAAGAUGUCUUUGGGGUUUAGUUUACAAGCGCAUUUGCGAGACUGUGCAGAAUGAGAGAUGUAAAUGGCUUUCAAUAUUUUUGUAUGAGAUUUUUUGUUUGUUGACCAGUAAUGGCCAUCCAUUUAAAACGGUCUUCCAUGAGUGUCUCGGAUGUGUUUUUUACUUUUAAAAUCUGCAGGCCUUUUACAUGUAACCUCAAAUUGAAAUAAAUUUCUUGUGCGUCAGUA